AUGGGCAUGUCGUGCUGCUGCUUCCCCUGGUCUUGCGGUGACCGGUCAGAGAACGGCGUGUACGCGCCAGUGCUAGGCGAGAAUGAACGUCAAGCGGUCGAAGUCCUGCUUCAAUAUCUGGACAAUCGCGAGGAGUCUGACCUGCUCUCAGAGGGCGCCUUGGACGCGCUGACCACUCUGGUCAACAGUGAUAAUAUGGACCUCCAACGGUCUGCGGCGCUGGCGUUUGCGGAAAUAACAGAGAAAUACAUUGCAAGUGUGAGCGGUAAAGUGCUCGAGCCCAUUCUGGUCCUGCUGCAGUCCCCCGAUGCUGAGAUCCAGCGCGCCGCUGGAGCCGCUCUGGGCAACCUGGCGGUUAACAAUGAAAACAAAAAGCUGAUCGUUGAGAUGGGUGGCCUGGGUCCGCUCAUGAAGCAGAUGAUGUCGCCCAAUGUCGAGGUCCAGUGCAAUGCGGUUGGUUGUAUGACGAACUUGGCCACUCUAGAGGAGAACAAGGCGAAAAUCGCCCGCUCCGGCGCCCUGUUGCCACUCACAAAGCUAGCAAAGUCCAAGGACAUGCGGGUCCAGCGCAAUGCCACCGGUGCUCUGUUGAACAUGACCCACUCCAACGAAAACCGCCGCGAGCUCGUGAAUGCUGACGCCAUCCCCGUAUUGGUCUCUUUGCUCUCGAGCACGGACCCAGACGUGCAGUACUACUGCACCACUGCCCUUUCUAAUAUCGCAGUUGAGGCGGAGAACCGCCAGAGACUCGCUCAGACCGAGCCACACCUUGUGCACCACCUUGUUCAUCUCAUGGGCUCGUCUUCCCCCCGAAUCCAGUGCCAGGCGGCGCUGGCUCUCCGCAACCUUGCUUCCGAUGUAAAUUAUCAGGUGGAGAUUGUACGGGCUAAUGGCUUGCCCUUGCUGCUUAAUCUAUUGCAAUGUUCUCAUACCCAUCUUGUUUUGGCCGCAGUCGCAUGUAUCCGUAAUGUGAGCAUCCAUCCUCUCAACGAAGCGGCCAUUGUUGACGCAGGCUUCUUAGGUCCGCUUGUUGAUCUACUUAGCCAGACCGAAAACGAGGAAAUUUUAUGUCAUGCCGUAUCGUCUCUGCGUAAUUUGGCGGCGUCCAGCGAGAAAACGAAGCUCAACAUUGUUGAAACCGGCGCUGUACAGAAAUGUAUUGAUCUCGUAGGCCGGGUGCCAGCGAGCGUUCAAAGCGAAAUUACAGCUUGUAUUGCAGUUCUUGCUCUUGGCGAUGAGCUCAAGGGAACCAUGCUUUCCCUGGGCAUCGUCAAGGUGCUCGUGCCGCUUACUAUGGUAGACAAUGUCGAGGUGCAGGGCAACUCGGCUGCCGCUUUGGGCAACUUGUCUUCAAAGGUUUCAGACUACGAUCCGUUUGUCGAGGCUUGGGACGAGCCAAAUGGAGGCAUUUACCACUUUUUGGUAAACUUUUUGUCCUCCAAAGAACCAACGUUCGAGCACAUCGCUGUAUGGAUGAUUCUGCAGCUACUAGAGUCAGAAGACCCCAGACUCCUCAAGGCCAUUGCUGCUGCCCCCGAGCUAACCCACCGCGUAGAGGCCCUGGCGACGCAGGAUGUCGAUGUCGCGGGUGACGGUGCCGAUAAAUCGUAUACUUCGCAGAUGGCCGUGCCAGCGCUGGCCCGCAGAGUAGUAGAACUGCUCCGUGAGUCCUGA
Molecule: messenger RNA, 1674 nt
Organism: Wickerhamiella sorbophila
Lineage: Eukaryota; Fungi; Ascomycota; Dipodascomycetes; Dipodascales; Trichomonascaceae
Product: Vacuolar protein 8
Exons: 1
Coding region: 1-1674 (557 amino acids)
Biological process (GO): vacuole inheritance; nucleus-vacuole junction assembly
Cellular component (GO): fungal-type vacuole membrane
Molecular function (GO): protein-membrane adaptor activity; protein binding
Source: RefSeq, a predicted model, not a curated record